UUUUUAUUGUUGUUUGAAAGUAAGAAAAUCUCAAAUCGAAAACCUAGUUACAAGCUCUAUACUCGCCCAAUUUAUCAUACUAUAAUGGCUAAGAUUCUUAACUCAGACAUCCAGAUCCUAAGUGAAGAGAAUAUUGAAGAACCACAGAUCCCAACAUUACCAACGACACAUAAUGAAGAUGUAAACCAUGUGAUCUCAUUUAAGCGCAAGAACCAAGAGAUCUUUCCUCCAAAUUCUCUCAUCUUGGCUGAAAAGAAGAAAGAAGAAUCACAUGUUCAACCUUUUUCAAAAACAAAUAAUGUUGAUGCAAACCAUGUGAUUUCAUCUAAAGGGGAAGAUCAAAAGAUCACUACUCUGAAUUCUUCUACGGGUGAGAAGGAAAGGAUUUUGAUUGAAAAGAUGAAUGACGAUCCAAAUAUAAAAAAUCAGCUAAGAAUUGGAAAUGAAAAUGAAAGUCAUCCAAUCUCAACUGAAGGGCAAAGCCAAAAGAUCCAUUCUCUUCAAUCUCCUGUGCGUAAAAGUAUAAGGAUCUUGACUAAAAAGAAGAAUGGAUAUUCAAACUUUCCAACUUUACCACAAAUAGAUAAUGAAGAUGAAAACUUUGAAAUUUUGUCCAGAGAAGACCUAAGGAUCCCUUCUUCAAUAUCAAUUGUGGAGAAAAAUAAAAGGGGAAGAAAGAGAGGGAGACCAUCAAAACAAUCCACUUCAUGCUCGAAGAAACAAAAAGCUCCUAAUCCUUUAUGGAUUGGAAGAUGGCUCAAGAGAUAUAAAAUAAGGAGAAAUGGAAGAAAAGAUGCUUUCUACAUUCAUAAGAUGAUACCUAAACUUACAUGUCGAUCUAAGCAAGAGGUAGAGAGAUAUGAAAAGUAUGGAGUUCGUCCAGGUAGGAAAGUAGAUGAGAAUGGAAAUGAAAUACCCAAGAAGGUCACUAAAAAAGAAAAAGGUUAG
Vicia villosa (hairy vetch) is the source of this 948-nucleotide messenger RNA. RefSeq lists its product as uncharacterized. The transcript has 6 exons. Lineage: Eukaryota; Viridiplantae; Streptophyta; Magnoliopsida; Fabales; Fabaceae. The record is from RefSeq and is a predicted model, not a curated record. The coding region runs from base 85 to 948 and encodes 287 amino acids.